AUGGACGAAAAUUUGAGACAUUUUCUCGAGCAAAGACAAUCGACCAUGAACCCAGAAUUGAAAGAAGGUAUUCAACAUUUGCAUUCAACGAUUCUUUCACGCAUGAAACACUCUAUAUGUCAAGUAUCAAAACAAAGACUUUCUGAAUGUGGCCAAAAUCAACAAGUUUUAACAACCUAUGAACUACCAGAUCAUUCUAUUCUCAAUGUUGGAAUUGAGAAAUUUGAGUGUUGUGAAAUGCUCUAUGAUCCUUCAUCAUUUCCGUCCUUACGCCAUAGAGACCUUCUGUCAAUUUCAGAGCUCGCCUACGAUUACAUCAUGAAAAACUCUGAGACAUACCGAAAAGAUCUCUACAAUGACAUGAUCCUUUCAGGAGGUUCCUUCAUGUUUGAAGGAGGCACAGAAAGAAUGGAAUAUGAUAUGAAACAAUUUGCUCUUUCAGGAUAUCGAGUAAAAGUUGUGAAAAAAUCAGACACUAUUCCACGAGUUUAUUCAUCAUGGAUGGGGGCCUCUAUGUUGGCACAAUGGUCAGAGGAUCACGAGGACAAGUGGAUUUCGAAAAUGGAAUACGAAGAGAAGGGAUUCAAUUUCCACAAAUACUAA
This is a messenger RNA of Naegleria fowleri, 603 nucleotides long. RefSeq lists its product as uncharacterized. The coding region runs from base 1 to 603 and encodes 200 amino acids. The record is from RefSeq and is a predicted model, not a curated record. The transcript has a single exon. NCBI's taxonomy places the organism in Eukaryota, Heterolobosea, Eutetramitea, Acrasida, Naegleriidae.